UCUGCAUCUUCCCACCCUCCUCUGCUGCAUCAGCACCAGCCUCUCUCCAUCCUUAGAGCAUCUUUCUCUCCCCAGCCUGGCUGAGCAACGAGGCUUGGGUUUAUCUCCUGCUGCCAUUACCUGAGCCCUCCCUCCCUCCCCCAACCUUCUCCUCCAUCACCCCACAGAAGAGGGGUUCACGCCAGCCACCGUGUGUGUGUCUGCUGUGCCACAGGGAGGGGGGGGAGACGAAACCGACUGAGGACCGGCAAGCACAAUGAAGGAUCGUACCCAGGAGUUGAGAACUGCCAAAGACAGCGACGAUGAGGAAGAGGUGGUGCACGUGGACCGAGACCAUUUCAUGGAUGAAUUCUUCGAACAGGUGGAGGAGAUCCGUGGCUGCAUUGAGAAGCUCUCGGAGGAUGUGGAGUUGGUGAAGAAGCAGCACAGCGCCAUCUUGGCUGCGCCCAACCCAGAUGAGAAGACCAAGCAAGAACUGGAGGACCUCACAGCUGAUAUCAAGAAGACUGCCAACAAGGUGCGCUCCAAGUUGAAAGCGAUUGAGCAGAGUAUUGAGCAGGAGGAAGUGCAGAACCGGUCCUCAGCUGACCUGCGGAUCCGGAAAACACAGCACUCAACCCUCUCCCGCAAGUUUGUGGAAGUGAUGACGGAGUACAACACAACCCAGUCCAAAUAUCGAGAUCGUUGCAAGGACCGUAUCCAGAGGCAACUGGAGAUAACUGGCAGGACAACUACCAAUGAGGAACUAGAAGACAUGCUGGAGAGCGGCAAGUUGGCGAUUUUCACCGAUGAUAUCAAAAUGGACUCACAGAUGACGAAGCAGGCCCUGAACGAGAUCGAAACCCGGCACAAUGAGAUCAUCAAACUGGAAACCAGCAUCCGGGAGCUGCAUGACAUGUUUGUGGACAUGGCUAUGUUGGUGGAGAGCCAGGGCGAGAUGAUUGACCGCAUUGAAUACAAUGUUGAGCACUCUGUGGAUUAUGUGGAAAGAGCCGUCUCUGACACCAAGAAAGCCGUCAAAUACCAGAGCAAGGCUCGGAGGAAGAAAAUUAUGAUUAUAAUUUGUUGUGUGGUCCUCGGUAUAGUACUGGCCUCCUCCAUCGGGGGCACGCUUGGGUUGUAAAUUAAAAGCAAAAAAAAAAUUAAUAAUAAUAUUAUAAUAAUAAUUUAAAAAUUGUACAUGCAGUGGAUAUAACAGCACAUGUUCCAGCUACCUAUAGAUAAAAAGAACUUUAUCAGGUCAGCAAAUCUAAGUUUGUUGUUCGGCAUCAUCUUGUCAUCCAUUUUACUCAUUCGCUGGACGCCUGGGUCCCCCCCCCUCAGAAUUGUAAGAGAUUCUGGGGCUCAGCCAGGUGUCCCGUAACGGCACUCUCCCCCCCAUCCCCGCUGCACCAUGGUCCAAAUUUUGUGAUGCCUGCCCCCCACCCGCGCCCCACAGAUUACACCCCCUCUUCAUAUCAGUGGUUUUCACUGAAGGGAGAAAUGGUUCGUGGUAUUCUUAUUCGGCUUUGCACAGAAGAGGAGGUAGCUGUGAAUUUAAGCGGUCGUCUCAGGUGGGCCGUUCUUUAAAACUAUUGGGAUGUGUAGUAUUAUAGCUGAAAGGACAAACGACUCCAGUGUUAACAUUAUGCAAUAUCCACGGGCUGCCAGCUUGCACACACCUACUUGGACAUUUUAUUGUCGUGCCCGGUGAUCGUAAAUAUACAGGUUGCCUCUGGAAAGGGAAAAGUUAAUGACAACACCCCCCCCCACCCCCACCCCCGAACAAAUGCAGCUUUCCCCCUUUUCAUAGCUGGCAAUGAGAACCCCACGGAAAUAUGAGCACAGCGUUUGAUAGGUUUUUUAAAAAAAAAUUCCAGUGUUUUUAGGUGCUCAGGAGGACUGAUUUCGAACUCAGGGCACAGCGUGGUCGAUGGCCCCGUCGUCUGCUCUCCCUGUGCACUGCCCCCCCGUGGUGGAAUUUCCUGGUCACCUUUCACCCACAUUGGUAGCCCUCUGGUGAGCAGAGAGCUCUCUUUGCGGGGAGGGCAGUGCACACUUGACCGAGCGCAUAAGGGACCAACCGGAUAACCCCCUUGAGAGAUCAAAAGCGAGCCCAGGACUUCAGCGUCAGUGCUCCAAUAGCUGCAUAUAGACCACUGGAUCUGGAAGCUUUGAUCGCACUGUUAAUAGCUUCCAAAGUGGGCUAUGGACACGGACCAAACUUGGGGCACUGACGCUAGCGUCUAUUGUACACGUUGCCAUAUCAGAAGUGAAUAUUAUUCACCGUGUUUAACGAAAGCAUGACUACUUCAUAUCCACGCAGUAUUAUUAAGCAGUAUUGCAGCCUCUUGGAAUGCGGCUUUAUUGAUAUCAGAAAAAGAAACCUCCAACGGGGUCAUCAAGAAUAAAUUAUGACGGCAUUAUCCCAAAUUGAUUAGAAAACUAAGGCUCAUUCCGCACAUGCAGAAUAAUGCACUUUCAAACUGCUUUCAGUGCUCUUUGAAGCUGUGUGGAAUGGCAAAAUCCACUUGCAAACAAUUGUGAAAGUGGUUUGAAAACGCAUUAUUUUGCGCGUGCGGAAGGGGCCUGAGAUUCUGGCAUUGUCGUACACACCAAAGAGAUUCCCUGAUUCACAGCUGAGGCAUCUCAGACAUCCCAGCGUUCACACUCACGUCCAUGCAAGGAACAUGAAAUAUCUUUUUUCGUGUCUGAGAGUUCAGGAGUCCCAAAACAAGUCAUACUCUUUUAGCCGUACAAAUUAGAGGACCAAAAGAAACUGUCCAAAGCCGUACUGCAUCUUUUGAAAUAUCAUGUUUUCCUGGGGGUUGCGUCACUUCCAAAUCCAGGCAGGGAGGUCUCUAGUAUUCCUUUUUUAAAAAAAUAAUCUUACUCUUCCCUUGGAAAUCAGCAGGGGGAAUUGUAGCCAGAUCUCCUCCUGGUGAUACUGGUUUGAAAUGGAAAUCGGAGUCACAUGGUAUUUCUGAACCUGCAGUGCGUCUCUGAGUGAUCUCAAAACUGGCAACAGAUAAAAGCAUUUCCUUUUCAAGACUCCAGUUCCAAGUCGGCCCGUUUUGGUGUUCUGUCCCUGGAAAUUUGUCUGUCACUAAAGAAGCCCUCGCCACAUUAGAAGACCAACUAGUUUUCUGAUAACUAAUGUUCUAGAUUCGGUGGAGAGAGAUUGUGGGAAUAUUCAUCUUGCCUGUAGUUUCUUCAGAACAUUAAAACCUGAAUAACA
Sphaerodactylus townsendi is the source of this 3217-nucleotide messenger RNA. It is a transcript of the gene STX1B, whose product is annotated as syntaxin 1B. Gene Ontology annotation, cellular component: SNARE complex; plasma membrane; endomembrane system. The coding region runs from base 257 to 1123 and encodes 288 amino acids. Lineage: Eukaryota; Metazoa; Chordata; Lepidosauria; Squamata; Sphaerodactylidae. The record is from RefSeq and is a predicted model, not a curated record. Gene Ontology annotation, biological process: intracellular protein transport; vesicle fusion; exocytic insertion of neurotransmitter receptor to postsynaptic membrane. The transcript has 11 exons. Gene Ontology annotation, molecular function: SNAP receptor activity; SNARE binding.